Messenger RNA from Eimeria necatrix, 4740 nucleotides. RefSeq lists its product as hypothetical. Bases 1 to 4740 code for a protein of 1579 amino acids. The transcript has 2 exons. NCBI's taxonomy places the organism in Eukaryota, Apicomplexa, Conoidasida, Eucoccidiorida, Eimeriidae. The record is from RefSeq and is a predicted model, not a curated record.
AUGCAAGCCAGCAGCUGGGGAGCCGCCACAGCGGCUGCAUUCAGACGAGGAGACGAAGCUUCUGCAGUGGCCCUGCUGCAGUCUCUUCUCGACACGCUUCAGCAGCAGCAGCCGCAGCAGCAGCCGCAGCAGCAGCAGCAGCAGCAGCAGCAGCAACAGCAACAGGCAAGGCUUGGAAGCUUAGGGGACUUAGUGGCUCCCAUAAAUUUCGCUGUUAGGACUCUGGAGGCCGCAGUGGCCCCCGCUGGCUUGCCAACAGCAGCAGCAGCAGCAGCAGCAACAGAAGCAAACUGCUGCUGCUUCUGCUGCUGCUGCAGCGGCUGCUUUGCUGCUGCUCAUUGCUGCUGCCCGCGGCCUUCCUGCCCACGCACACGUGGGGAGCCCCCAGGGGCCCCCGCCUUAGAAGAUCUAGGCCAUCGGUUUGCUGCUGCUGCUGGGCACUCUGCUGCUGCAGUGUGCCUAGCAGCAGCAGCAAACCAGAGAACUCUGCAGCAGCCGCUGCUGUGGCUGUCCCUAGCAGCAGCAGCACAUACGUUCAACCUGCCAUCUACGGGGCCUCUGCUGCAACGCGCAGCGGAAGCUGCCCUGAAGCAGCAGAAGCAGCAGCAGCAGCUGAGGCAGCAGCAGCUGCUGCAGCAGCAACAACAGCAGCAGCAGCAGCAGCAGCAAAAUUGCGCGGAAGACUCUCCAGAUGACUGGCAGUGCGCGGUUAGCUUGCAGCGCCUUUUCCUUGCUGUUCAGAGACUUGCUGCUGCUGCUGCUGCUGCUGCUGCUGCUGCUGCUGCUGGGGAAAAAGAGGAAUUUAAGGCCGCUGGGAGGUUCUGCUGCUGCAGCAGCACGCGGGUAGACUGCAGCAAAAAGGAUAACGCCGCUGCAGCUGCUGCGGAGGGGCUGCUGCUGCUGCUGCCCGUGCUGCUGCUGCUCGUAGAAGCUGCUGCUCGUACUGCUGCCUUUCUCCCUGCAGCUGCCUGCGCAGGAACUGCUCUGCUGCAGUUCUUGCUGCAGCAGCAGCAACGCCGCCUACUCUACCUCCAGCAGCAGCAGCAACAGCAGCAGCCGCAGCAGCAGCAGCAGAAAGAGAUAGAUAUAGAGCUGCUGCGCUGCGGGCUAAGUGCCCGCCGCACGGCGCUUCAUCUUUUGCUGCAGCUCCUGGGGGCUGCUGCUGCUGCAGAAAGUCAAGGCAAGCGGCAGCAGCAGCAGCAGCAGCAGCAGCACUUGUUGCUGCAGCAGCACAAACAAGGGGAGUAUGAGGUUGCAGCAGCUAACUGCAGCGGCAGCCUUUGCUGCUGCUCUUUUGCUGCGGCGCAGCAGCUGCUGCUGCUGCUCCUCAAGCUCGCUGCCGCUACAGCCCUAACCAGCGCUCAGCGACAGCAGCAGCAGCACCAACUGCAGCAGCAGCACCAACUGCAGCAGCAGCAGCAGCAGCAGCAGCAGCAGCAACAACAACAACAGCAAAUCACUAUCAACGGGAUUCUGUGGGGUGCCCCUCUUCUAACAGAAGUUGCGGCGCUCUCCCGCCGCUUCUGCAGCAGCCUGAGAGCAGCAGCAGCAGGUGACCAACCUGCAGCAGCAGCAGCAGCAGCAGCUGCUGCUGCUGCUGCAGUGCAGAACCUAGAGGCAGACCCAAUUUUGCUGCAGCCGCCCUUUGGCUCCAAGGGGGCCCCUGUGGGGGGCCUCCCUUGGGGGCCCUUCUCCUGGCGCAGCAGAUUGCUGCUGCAGCGGCAGCAGCAGCAGCAGCAGCAGCAGCAGCAGAUACAGCAACUGCUGGAGAGCCUAGUGGAGGCGUUUUGCUCUGAGUCUCCAGCUGCACCGUGCCACCAGAACUUGCAGCAGCAGCAGCAACAACAGCAGCAGCAGCUACAGCAACAACAGCAGCAGCUACAACAGCAGCAGCAGCAGCAGCAAGAUGUAACACUUUGCUGUCCCUCCUGCAGGCCAAUUUUGGCAGCAGCAACUCUCUACUUCUGCUGCAGCACAAUAACAGCACUGCCUCAAUUGGGGCUGAGAGUGAGACAAAAGCCAGCAGCAGCAACAGCAGCAGCAGCUGCUGCUGCUGCAGCAGCAUGGCUGCCAUUACCCUUUCUCAGGGGCCCCAAAGGGCCCCCUGAGGCCCCAGGGGCCCCCCUGCUGCUCUUGAGGAUUCUUAAGGCGCUGCCAGUGGUCGACUGCUGCGCACCAAACCCCAGCAGCAGCAGCAGCAGCAGCAGCAGCAGCAGCAGCAGCAGCAGCAGCAGCAGGGUGUGGGGCCACGCUGUGGGGCUGUGGGCCUUCGCUAUUCGUGCUGCUGCUGCUGGGGCCCUUCAGCUGCUAAGCCCCAAAGAGAGGCAGCAAAUAGCGGAGGCUCUUGCUGCAGGAGUUGCAGACUGGCUGCUGCUGCCGCCGCUGCAUGCGCUCAAUUGCGUCAGCACGCAGCAGCAGCAGCAGCAGCAGGAACGGCAGCAGCAGCAGCAGGAACGGCAGCAGCAGCAGCAGAUGUCGCUGCUGCCGUAUAAUGCACAGCACAAGCAAAUGCGCGCCCUCUGGGAGCAGCAAAGGGAACCACAGCACUCUGCUACACCUCUAGCUGCAGCAGCAGCAGCAGCAGCUGCUGCUGCUGCUGCUGCUGCUGCUACCCGCGCGUGCCGUCUUAUGCGCUUGUCCCCCAUUACACCUUUGCUAGGCCUUGCAGCACGGCAGGUGGGGAUUGCUGCAGCAGCAGAGUUGUCUGCUGCGGCAGCAGCUGCUGCUGCAGCAACACCUGCUGCUGCAGCAGCAACUGCUGCUGCAGCGCGACAGUUGCAGACACAAAACAGCAGCAGCAGCAGCAGCAGUAUUUGCAGUCGGGUGUACUGGUUUGGCUUCUGCCUGCAUGCAGCGUGGAUUCAGAAGGAGGCUCUGUCUGCUGCCGUUGCAGCAGCAGCUGCUGCUGCUCCUGCACGUGCUGCUGCUGCUUCGAGUGCUCCUGCCGCAGCAAAAGCUGCUGCUGCUGCUGCUGUCAGGGAGGCAACGUUGCUGCUGCGGCUUUGCGCCAUAUUUGCUGCUGCUUCUCUUCGCUCCUGUCUCCUUUCGGUUCAAAUGUCCCUUCCGUUUGCUUCGCAGCAGCAGCAGCAGGGACAGCUGCAGCAGCAAGAACAGCAGCAGGAGCAGCAGCUGCAGCAGCAAAUGCAGCAGCAGCAACAGCAGCAGCAACAGCUGCAGGGCCGAUGGGGGCGUGUCCUUGGCGCUGCUGUGUACGUACACCUGGCAGUGCCCGCAGAAGCAGCAGCAGAAGCAGCAGCGCUGCUGCCGUCUUUGCUGCUGCUGGCAGCAGAUGCUGCUGCUUCUGUCUCUUUCUUAAAGAAGAUCCUGCGGAGCUUUGCUGCAGCGUGUGUGACCGGCACGUGCAUGCACCAUGCUGCCUCAGCUAGCAGCAGCAGCGGCAGCAGCAGCAACAGCAGCAGCAACAGCAGCAACAGCAGCAGCAGCAGUGUUGCAGUUAUGGAAGCACACUUGCUGCAGAGCGGCUGCAUUGUUGGGACCUACCCGGACCGAGCAGCAGCAGCAGCAGUAGCAGCAGCAGCAGCAGCAGCCUCUGCUGUUGUUGGUGCUGCUGCUGCCGCAAGAACGGCAGCAGCAGCAGAGGCUGCAAUUUCCCGCCUAGUGCUGCUGCUGCAAGCCCUGGCGACUGCUCCGCAGCCGCUAUUGCUGCUGCUGCCACAAGCAGCAGCACAGCUGCAGCUGCUGCUGCUGCUGUCGCGGGCUCUAUACCUAGCAGCAUUACCAACUGCAGCAGAAGCGUUUGCUGCAGCGGCUCAUUGCUGCUGCUGCUGCUGCUGCAAGCACUGCCGUGCUGCCGUGGAGGCCGUGGGUGCCCCCUUCGCAGCGCCAUUGCUGGCAAGCAGCAGCAGCAGCAGCAGCAGAAGCAGCAGCAGCAGCAGCAGCAGCAGCAUGAACUCCUUCUGCUGUCAGCUGCGUUUUGUAUUCAACGAAGCAAAUAAUUGGAGCCCCUUGUUGCAGUGGGCCCCCGACAAACCCCGCAGUCACCGAGCAGCAGCAGCAGCAACAGCAGCAGCAGCAGCAGCAACAGCAACAGCAACAGCAGCAGCAGCAGCAGCAGGGGAUGCAGGGACAGAUGAUAGGGGAAGGAGCUGUAGUGAGGUAGGAGCAGCCAAAGAGAGACAGCAGCAGGAGCAGCAGCAGCAGAGGUGGCAGCAAUUGCAGCAAAGUUUGUGCAACUUUGCUGCUUCCCUGCUGCUGCAGUGCUGCUUCGUUGGCGGGACCCACGGCAUUGCUUUGACAGCGCGGCUGCUGCCGGGGGGCUUAGCAGCAGCAGCAGCAGCAGCAGCAGCUGCUGCUGCUGCUCAGGGACAGAAAGUUGGGGCCCCUUAUGAGCUGCUGCGGGAGUUUGCCCGGCGCUCGCAGCUGCUGGGAGUCCCUUCGCCGCUGCUGCCGCAGCAGCAGCAGCAGCAGCAGCAGAAGCAAGGGCAGGAGCUGCAGCGCCUGCUGUGGACUGCUUUGCUGCAGCAAGUAGAGACCGAGGCAGCAGCAGCAGCAGCAACAGCAGCAGCAGCAAAACGGAGAGGCAGCACUCAAGAACUCCUUGCUGCUGUGCAACGCAGGCAGCAGCAGCAGGCUAUCGACUCAGUCAACUUUCUUGCUGCCCCCCUUCCAGUCCGCCACUUUUGCUGCUGCAGUUGCUGCUGUUUAUGCUGCUGCUGCUGCUGCUGCUGCUGCUGCUACUGUCGCUCUUUCUGCUGCUGCUUUUGUUGCUGUUACUCUUGA